CGCUGCACUUCCCCCACUCUCUCUCUCCCUCCAGCCGGCGAGCAGCAGCCGUAGUCCGCUACAUAAAAUGAAGCGACCAUCAGCACUUUGGAAAGCUGUACGUGGCUGUUUGGAUUUGGUUGAUGUAUGAGGAGACGAUAUUGGUUUGUUAAGAUCUCUGUCAAGGAGGUCAAAAUAAGUACAGGGGAUGGACGAGCAGAAAUCCAACUGCGAAGAGAAUGACUCUGAACCAACAGGUGAUGACAGUGCCCCUGAAUCACAGCAUCUCUCCUCUAAAGGAGAGUCUAACAUCCCUCCUGGUGCUGAGGAUGUGCCUGGUGCUACUGCUGAUAGUUCCAGCACAUUUGUAGAGAGUGUUCGAGCCUGUGCUCUCUGUAACUGUGUGGACCGCAGCCUGCAUGGGCAGCGGGAACUGAGACACUUUGGGCCAUCUUCUGAACGGCCACCCCUCAAGCCAUCAGCUUCCCCACUGCCACAGCCUGGGAAUGAUGACCUGUCUUCCAUUGGAUUUUCAGAAUCCUCCUGUCUGGCAUCACUCUUUGAUGACUCAGGGGGAUGUUGGGUUCAUCAUUGGUGUGCUGUGUGGUCAGAGGGAGUGAAGUGUUUAGAGAACAAGGAGCUGAUGAAUGUGGAUAAGGCCGUUAUCUCAGGGACACAGCAGCUUUGUGAAUACUGCAAAAGGCUGGGUGCAACUAUUCGAUGCCAUGCUGAGGGCUGCUCACGGUUCUACCACUUUCCCUGCUCAGCAGCCAGUGGAUCUUUCCAGUCAAUGAAGCAGUUGGCCCUCCUUUGUCCAGAGCACAUUGAUGAGGCAGAGGGGUUGGGUGAGGAGGCUGGGUGUGCAGUGUGUGAUUCUGUAAAGGAGCUGAGAGACUUGUUGUUCUGUACGGGUUGCGGCCUGCAUUAUCAUGCAGCCUGUCUGGAGAUUGGUGCCACACCCAUCCAACGGGCAGGGUGGCAGUGCCCAGAGUGUAAAGUGUGCCAGACUUGCAGGCAACCGGGUGAAGACUCCAAAAUGUUGGUAUGUGAUGCCUGUGAUAAGGGCUACCACACCUUCUGUCUCCAACCAGCCAUGGAUUCUCUUCCCUCUGAUCCUUGGAAAUGUAGAAGGUGUCGUAUAUGUACAGUGUGUGGUAUUCGUGGACUGGCACUGGCAGGAUCAGCCCAGUGGUUUGACAACUACACUAUAUGUGAGAAUUGUCAGACUCACCGCACCUCUUCUUGUGGCGUGUGCAGCAAAGCAGCCGAUCCGUGUGUUCUUCUGUGCUGUAGCCGGUGCCAGAGGUGUAUGCAUAGUGAGUGUGCUUUACCGGGGGAGCUUCCUGAACACAAGUAUAUUUGCCUGAUUUGUAAGGAGGAUCAGCAGCAACUUGUCACUCAACCAUGCACAACAGAGACACAAACAAAAGAGUCAUCUAAGGAGGCAUCAGGUCAGAUUGAUUUGGCUGAGAUGACAAUCCAAACAGUUGCAGAAAUGGUCACAGAAGAGCAGACAGAUUUAUCGGAGGUAACAUCCAGAGAAAGGAGCACAGUCGAGAUGGGUCAGGCUCAGGCCAUAGCUGAACAGACGCCAAUGGACUUGGGCAUGGAGGCUGAAGUUGCUGAGACAACACAGCUUAAUAUGAACACCAUGGAGUCAGAGCCACAGUCAGUAUCAGAAACAUUGACCUCUGAGACUCCCACUGCGCCUCAUGACUCUACAGGUCAAAGGCCCUCUUGUCUACCUGUUGAGAGAGUAGAAAAAGCAGUCACCCAGGUGAAGCUGUCGUCCUAUUCCAAGGAAUCCAUAGCAGAGACACAGUCUAAAGGUCCUGAGAGUGAACAAACAGUGAUGCCACAGCAGGACCACUUGAAUAUGGAGGACAAGCAGGAGACCAAACCUUCAGUGCAAGUGAAACAUUCACCCCAGUUACUAAAGCAUGGCUUUGAUGGCACAGCUGUAACAGAACUGAUGAAUAAUUUUCCACCAAAGUUAUCAGCUCCUCCUCCCUCUUUGGACAAAAUGGUUCCUGUGCCAGCAUCUGAUCGACAAGCGAGAGCUUCAUAUCAGGAACCUCAGUCUCCUCCUCCUGUUUCUCUAGUUACUUUGUCUGUAGGCACACAAGAGGCCCUGUCUGCUGUGGAUGAGAAACGGAGGCUACUACCUCACUCUGAGGAAGAGGAAGAGGAAGAUGAGGAUGAUGAUGAAGAGGAUGAUGAUGAGCCAAUGAAAGAAAAUGAGCAUAUCAAGCAUGAUCAAGAGGUUAAACCGGAUCUGCUACUGGAUGAUAUGUCCAACAUGAGUCAUGGGGAUGAGAGUAGUAGUGGCUUUCUGGGCUCUCCAGGAGAACCAGAUCCUCAACUCUCCAUGGACCUUGGUCUUGUACCUACUGGUCGCUCUCACACUGAUAACCUGCUCACUGAAACAGAUGAUUCACUUCCUUUUGAACCUCUCAAAAGCGACAGAGAGAAGGUGAAGCGCAGAGGAUCUCCUGGUCGCUCACGUGUCAAACAGGGACGGAGCAAUAGCUUUCCUGGUAGGAGACGACCCCGAGGAGGUGGUGGAGGGAGGGGUCGGGGUGGGAGGUCACGUCUCAAAGCAAUGGCCUCUUGCAUUGAUGCCUUUUUGUUAAGUAUGGCCUCAGACACUGGACUAAGUAAAGAGGAAGAUGAUGAGGAAGAUGACACCAUGCAGAAUACAGUUGUUCUUUUCUCAAACACUGAUAAAUUUGUCUUGCUUCAGGAUAUGUGUGUUGUGUGUGGGAGUUUUGGAAAAGGUGUGGAAGGGCAGUUGCUGGCUUGUGCUCAGUGUGCCCAGUGUUAUCAUCCUUACUGUGUGAACAGCAAAAUCACCAAGACGAUGCUUCGUAAGGGCUGGCGCUGUUUGGAAUGUAUUGUUUGUGAAGUCUGUGGAAAGGCUUCGGAUCCAUCCCGUCUGCUGCUGUGUGAUGACUGUGACGUCAGCUAUCACACCUACUGUUUAGAUCCACCUCUGCACACUGUCCCCAAGGGAGGUUGGAAGUGCAAAUGGUGUGUGUGCUGUGUACAAUGUGGGUCCAAUUCACCAGGUUUCCACUGUGAGUGGCAGAACAACUACACCCAUUGUGGCCCCUGUGCCAGCCUAGUCACCUGUCCAGUCUGCAGGGAAAACUUCAUGGAGGAGGAGCUCCUGCUGCAGUGUCAGUACUGCGAUCGAUGGGUGCAUGCUGUGUGUGAGAGUCUGUAUACGGAAGAUGAGGUGGAACAAGCUUCUGAUGAGGGCUUUGCAUGUACUUCCUGCACCCCAUAUGUUCCAAAACCUGUGGUGGUGGAAUCGGCCAUUAUGGCAUCAAUAAAGAUUAAAGAGCCAGAGCCCCAGUUCUAUCGGUUGGAGGGCGUAUGGCUUACAGAGUCAGGUAUGUCUCUGCUACGCAGUAUCUCAAUGUCUCCUCUGCACAAAAGACGACAGCGCCGUUCCCGUCUUGGCACCUUAUGUUGUGAAGGAGGUCCAGAUGGAAUGGAUUUGAGGGAGGUUGAUGGAGAAGGGGACGAGGGAAAAGUCUGUGGUGAACCCAUGGAGUGUGAACCCAAGAUGGAAAACCCUGGGAGCCCUGAGAGAGAGAUAGGUGCCGAGGGAAGCAUGGUUGACUGUGAGGGUCUCAAAGGGGGUCUAGAAGAGACUGAUGAAAGCAAAAAAAGAAAACGAAAACCAUACCGGCCUGGAAUCGGUGGCUUCAUGGUGCGACAGAGAAAGUGUCACACACGAAUGAAGAAAGAAUUUUUUGCUCAGUUGGCGGGAGAGACUACUUUAGAUGGACAGCCAAUAGAAAGAACCAUUGAGGAUGUUUUGUCUUUGAUUUUAGGGCCCCACCCUGACACAGACAACAUUAUGGAUCAUAAACCUGGGGAUGGUGAGGAACAGACCAAGAAACGUCGUGGGCGGAAGAAGAGCAAACUUGAGGACAUGUUUCCAUCUUAUCUCCAGGAGGCUUUCUUUGGUAAAGAACUAAUAGAUUUGAGCAAGAAAGCAGUCCAGAGGCCAGGAGCAUGUCUUGUCCGACCUUCAGUACCAGCACCAUCUGGUCUCAAACCCUGUGCGUGUGAGACUGAGGCUAAAGAUUGUGUGACAGAUAAUUUGUCUGUCAAGCAUGAGGGGGGUUCUGUCUCCCAGGUUCAGGAAGAAGGUGCAGGUGUUUCUGCACCACCCUCAUGUGUGAAGGACCAGAUGUCAACUGAUCCUCACGACUCUGAUGCAGAAAAAAGUGAAGGUCUUCCGCAAGGGGUGGAGAAUCAAGACUCUCAGCAGUUCUUUAGGAAGGUGCUAGGUGUGACAGAAGGCUCUUCUUUGGGAGGCAUGAAACCGAUCUUGGAGGGCAGUAAGGGAGAACUCAGUCGUAGUGCUUUACCACAGCGAGCACUCAUCUCAGGUGUGGAAAAUGGUUCCCUGCCCUCAGCCGGAAUGAUGGAUGCCUUUACUGGUCUGUCUCAGUCACCAUUCUUUGACAUGCGGGACAAGGGAGGGCUGUUCAGUCCAGAUGGAGGAGAGGAGAGUCCCUGGGCCACUCCUUCUACUCCAGCAACCCCUUCAUCUCCACCAACUCCCACUGAGACGGAAGGUGAUGGAUUAUCCUACAACCAGCGAAGUCUCCAGCGCUGGGAGAAGGAUGAGGAACUCGGAGAACUCUCUACUAUUUCUCCUGUACUUUAUGCUAACACCAACUUUCCUACACUGAAGCAGGACUAUCCAGACUGGGCAAGUCGCUGUAAGCAAAUUAUGAAGAUCUGGAGGAAGGUGUCAGCUGCAGACAAGGUUCCUUAUUUGCAAAAGGCCAAAGAUAACCGUGCAGCCCAGAGGAUUAGCAAAGCUCAGAAACAGGCAGAAAGCCAAGUGUGCAGAACUGUCAAGACUGAGCCAGGGCGUGCAAAGGGAGACCGGCCAAGUUUGCACCUCCAGAUACCUCCACCUUCAGGUUCUAUGUCCAUCUCUUCCCAGCCUAGUUCAACUGAAAGUCACUUUCCCUUCCCCCCAGAUUCAGGAUCAUCCUCUGCCUUUUUCUCUGAUGGAAUUGUCAAGACACCAGGAUCAUCUGAAAUACAAACUGAUCCCUUAACUAAGCUUCCUUCUCAGUCUCCCCAUUGUCGCUCCCAACCAACCACAUCUUUUACCCAUGCAGGGGCCAGCCCCUUACAGGCCUCUUCCUCAGGUUAUUCUGCUUCCGGCCCACAGGGUCCUCCUCAGGGACGGCCAACCAGUCUUGGCCCCUUUGACAUGCAACCAGGAACUCCUGGAACUCCCAGACGGGCCCAGCAAGUUGACCCGUACUUCAGAUCACAACUGCAGCAGCAGCAACAUCUACCACAAUCACAGCAAGGCUCUCAGGAGUCCAUAGUACCACCAGAAAGUCCUCUUACAAGAAGUGCUACACUUGCAGAGUCCCCUUUCUUCUCCCCACCUCACAGUAACCAUUAUGGAGAUGGCUUCAGAAGCCAGCAAGCUAUGGGGCGUCAAGAAUAUGGCUCAUCCCCCUCACCUUCUGCAGUGGCUUCCUCACCUGUGAGCACAGGCCAGUUCAGGACUGAAGUGGGAGUACCUUCUCCCCGCUCUUCUUCAGUUGGACGACCUGACUUGGCCGCUGGCUCUCCAGCUGGAAUGGUGGAGCCUGGAAAUGGUUUGUUCAAGGCACCUAUGACACCAAGAAUCCACCAUGGUGAGGGCGGGGCACUUCAUCCUGGAGCUUCUCCCAACCACCCCAGUGAAGCCUACCGACAGUCUCCUUCCACACCCUUUUCUGAUUCUCAUAUUCACUCACCGCUCACUCCCAGACCACAGUCAGGAGAUGGCUGUUCUCUUGGAACUCAAAGGCUUCCUGUAACACAGCAAGAACUAUGCCCAAGAGUACCUUCCAGCCCACAGUCUCAGGGCAGUUCUCAGUCUCCACACACUCCUGGUGGACUUUCCAAUGAUGCUUUCUCUGUCCACUCUCCUGCUACCCCUCGUUUUCAGUCCCCAGACCCAUGUUCUCAGCCACCUUCCAGGCCGCAAUCUAGAGACCCAUUUGCUGCUAUCCAUAAGCCCGCUCGCCCCACCUCUGCCACAGAGGGAACUUCAAUUUACAGAAGCACACUUCCUCCUAACCAGGCAUCUUCCCUUCCACCACAUCCCUCCACAGGUUCUGUAGGAGAUCCCCUUUCUGGUAAACCAUCUGCUCCUUUGACUUUCUGUCAUAGCCCUAGCACAGGAGGCUAUCAAGUAACUCAGCACUCACCACAGAUGAUGCAGGGUCAGCUACAGCAGCCACAGUCACAAAGUCAGCAGGCUAUGGCAGCAGGAGCAGAGAACUUCACAUCUAGGGUACCACCAACUUCUGCAUCUCAGGAGGCUCCUGCUGUCCGCCCUCCACAUUCACCUCAUCAUCAGGCUUUGUCAGGCUCCCAAGAAAUGCCUGACAUUUCAGCAGUGCAGGACCCUUCAUUAGUUGGGCUCAGUCCUUCUGAGAUGGAGAAGCAGAAACAGCGCCAGAAACUAAGGGAGUUCUUAAUACGACAGCAGCUGCAGAAAAAUUCCAGACAAGAGAAGGAGGCAGCUGCUGCAGGUAGUGCUUCUUCUGGGUGGUCUGGAGGAGAAAUGGGAGCUUUUCAGCAAGAUAAGGGCCACAGAGCCCCACCACCUUAUCCACAGGAUCGUCUAACUGCUAGUGUUGGUCAAACUUCAGUGUCAGUGAAGGUGUCCAUGGCUAGUGGUAGCAUGGAAGACAAGAUCAACCGGCCACCACCAACAGGAACCCCUGCUAUGAUGGAUCCUAAUGCACUAAGGCCACCAGGGCCAAACAGACCUCAGGGAAUGUUUGCUCGUCCACCAUUCCCUUCUCAGUGGCAGGGACAGCCUCCAGGGCCACGUAGGUUUCCCCAACCUGGCAUGGAGGCAAUGGGUGCAAGGCACAAUCUCAAUCCAGCUGUCAACAUUCACCCUAUUGAGAACUUGACAAACUCUCAUACGAUGAUCCCAAGCCAUGUGGGAGAAACUAUGCAGCCAGUCGGUCCAGGACCCCCACCACAGUUCAUUGAGUUGAGACACAACUCACAAAGGCCACCCAUACGGCCCCAGUUUAUGCCUCGUGAACCCCACCCCAGACCACGUCUUUAUGUUCCACGCCAAGAGAUAGCAGCACCUUAUGUUCCACAGUAUCCCAUAGCUUCUGCUGGUGGCAUUCAAACAGAGGGAAGCAGUGACCCGCAGCUGGUUUUACAGCAGAAUAGGCUAUCAGUCUUAAUGCCUCAGUCUACAGGUCCAGUAGCACAGCAACUGCAACCCCAGGCAGCUACUCCCAAUACUCCGGUCACUGAGCGGCAGAGUCGGCUUCUGCAGCCGGGCCUAGUUGCAGAUCACAAACCUGCCCCAGUAGACAACAAUGAACAAUUGCCAGAAGCUGAUCUUGAGGGCUUGGGUGUUGCCACAGGAGAUGGAGGUGUGGAGGAUGAGGAUGACUUGGCUCUAGACUUAGACCCUGAUAAAGGAGAUGAUGAUCUAGGUAAUCUGGACAACCUAGAAACAAAUGAUCCACAUCUAGAUGACUUGCUCAACAGUGAUGAGUUUGACCUCCUGGCUUACACCGACCCUGAACUGGAUCAAGGUGACCCCAAGGAUGUCUUUUCAGACCAGCUGCGGUUGGUGGAAGCAGAAAGUGAAACACCUUCUUCUUCCUCACGAUCAACUCUUAAAAUGCAAGAGAAAACCAAGGUUGACCCAGGACGAAAGCUAUUGUCAACCACCACUUCCACUGCAGGAGCUUCCUGUGGCUCAACCACACAACCUCUGCUUUCUGCAGAAAUGGGAGAUGCCUCAAAAGUCAAAGUAGAGGACCAAGGCAUUCCCACUCAUCUACAGCCAGGACAGACUGUGGUGAAAGAUGAAAUGGGAGAAGCUGUGUCCAUGCUUCUUAGCGGGACUACACAACCAUCAAAGUCUGCUCAGCCAGAAGCUCGAUCUGCUUCACUCAGUUCAGUUCGAUUAGGGGGCGUUCAGUACCCUCUGCCAGGCCAAGUUGAUACUUUGUCCUUUCCAUCAGACCCUCCACAUUCAGAUAUUGGGGAUGAUCCACUGAGCCUGCCUGAUGUAGGAGGACAGCACUCUCCUGCUGUGGAUUUAGCAAAGGUGGAAAGCUCUUUAGAAGGUGAACUGCCUCUUCUAAUUCAGGAUCUUCUGGAACAUGAAAAGAAAGAACUACAGAAGCAGCAACAGCUCAACUCCCUCAAUCAGGCAGGCAUGUCUUCUAACUUUCCAAGUCAACAGACAAAUGUGCAGGCCCCCGGGCAGAUAAUACUGCCACAGCAUCACCGUCCACCACCUCAAAGUAUUGUGGCCCAGUCAGAGAUGGUACACCGUUCUCCACACAUUUUGCAGCACCAGCAGAAACUUAUAGGACCUGGAAUGGAACCUCACAUGGCCAUGAUCCAACAGCAACCCAUGAUGAGGAUGGCACAGCCUGGAGGGAUCCAUACGGGUCUGACCCAUCAACCGCAACAUCAGCCAUUAGUAAAACAAUCCCCUUUGACAAACAAUUUCAUCCCAGAUAAAGAUUUAGAAAAAUUUGUUACUGAUGGCAUUAUGGAUCCCAUUGCCAAGGCAAAGAUGGUGGCACUCAAGGGUAUCAAGAAAGUAUUAGCCCAGGACCCAAUGGGUGUUUCACCUGGCAUCAACAGGCAACAGGUUUCUCUGCUUGCCCAAAGGUUGGUCUCUACUCCUGGCUCAGAAUCAGGUCAACUUCCACCUGAACCAUCAAAGGAUGAUGAAACAAGUGACCCACCACAGUCAAGACCUAAUCCUCCCCAGUUUGUACAAGGAAUCAUCAAUGAUGCAGAACAGCACCAGUAUGAGGAAUGGCUUCUGCACACUCAGCAGUUACUUCAGAUGCAAUUAAAAUUUUUAGAGGAACAGAUUGGAGCUCACCGCAAGUCACGCAAAGCGCUGUGCGCCAAGCAGCGCACGGCUAAGAAAGCUGGCAGAGAGUUUGCUGAGGCUGAUGCAGAGAAACUCAAGCUGGUUACAGAAGAGCAGAGCAAGAUUCAGAAACAGCUUGACCAGGUACGCAAGCAGCAGAAGGAGCACACCAAUCUUAUAGCGGAGUACAGAAGCAAACAGCAACAACACCAACAAGGCUCAGGUCUUCUGACUCUUGGAAACUCCACCCAGGCCCAUCCUCACAUGUUUUCUAAAUUGUCAGGCCAGAUUAUGAUGGGCCAACAAGGAACACCAUCACUGGGCCAGCAUCAUGGCAUGAUGACCCAAGGUGGAAUGCCUGUUAGGAUGCCCCAAGGGCAGCCUUUUAUUGGGGGAGGUCAACCCCAACUUCGUGCCUCUCUUGGUGCCAGGGGGUCUGCUCCUCCUGGACCUCCAGCUGGAUUCUUUUCACAGGGCCCAGCUAUGCAAGGGGCAGACCCAAGACUAAUGCAAGAAAGACAGCAUCAACAUAGGAUGCAAAUGGCAAAACUCCAGCAGCAACAAAUGAUGGGCCAGCAACCAAUACCACACUCGGGGCAACAACCUAGUUUAAUCGCUCAGCCACACUCUGGUAUGAUGGGAAAUCCACAUAUAACCCAACAACAACCAAACAUUCAGCAGGGAAUGGCGACUAACCAGACCAAUCAGCAGAACAUGGUGCAAGUUCCACAAGGAAUGAUUGGAGCUCAAACUGUGGCUCCACCACCACAGAACCUUAUUGGAGGCCAGCCAGUUAGCCAUUCUCAGGCCAUGAUGACAACUCAGCCAGGGAUUAUGGGAAACCAGCCUGUUGCCCCUCUGCAGCAACAAAGGCCUCCGUUAAUGAUGAGCCAACAAGGGAUGGUUGGAUCUCCAGGUCACCCUAGUCUCAGGGGACACCAAGCCCCAUUGACACCACAGCAACAAAACAUUCUAGCCCAGCGUAUGCUUGUAUCGCAGCAGAAUGUUGUAAAGAACCUGGCCCAUCUUCAGCAGCAACAGAUUGCACAGCAAAGACAACAAACUCAAUUAAACAGCCACCCCAGCCAAGAACAAGGUGGACUCUCCCAGUCUUCCACCCCACAGAAGGGGUCAUCGCCUUUAUCAGAAAGCAUCACAUCUCAGCCGCAAGGAGUUACUGACAACAUACAGACGCUUCCAGAAGACAAUCAAAAUGCAGGCUCCAAGGAUGGUCGGAUGCUUAGCCCGGAUUCAAGAACUCCACCACGGCAGAGUGGACCAUCUACACCCAAUCCAGUGUCCCAGAUAAUGGAUGUUCAAUCUGACAUGGGACGACCACAGUUAGACCAGCAGCCACAUCAAAAUCAGGUUUACAUUGAUCAGCAACAACAACCACAUCCACAGUCUCUACCAGAGCAACAAUCAGGUUUAAUUGUAAGUCAAAAAAACCAUGUGCUUCAGCAACAGCAACAACAGCCACUCACUCCACAGAGGCAAGAGUCUAUCAGUGCUGACAAUUCUGGUUUGAUGACAGUUAAAGAGGAGGUGAAACAGGUUGAUUUUACAGUUCAACAGCAACAGCCGCCAACACUUCAUAAUGUUAUACAGCAUUCAAAAGAUCAGAAUAUCCAACAGCAGCUCUUGGUCCAGAACCCCGCCGCACAACCUGUUGUGAUGGGUCGCAGUCCACAACAGCAAGCUCUCAUGGUUCAGCAGCAGAAACAGGCCAUUAUGGGCAUGAUGAGAGCCCAGCAGCAAGGAAUGACGGCACAACGGCCAGGGGUUCCGCCUGGACAGAUCCGCACCCCAAUCAACAUCCAGGCUAUUAUUGCACAGAAUCCUCAGCUUCGUAAUCUUCCUCCAAACCAGCAGAUACAGCACAUCCAGGCAAUGAUCACUCAGAGGCAGCUCCAACAAAGUCAGAUGUUACGUAUGACAAUGGGUCAAGGCCAGCAAAAUCAGUUGAGGUUUCAUGUGCCACCAGGACAGGUUGGGCAGCAGAUGCCAGGGGUGGAAAACCAGCAAAUGCCAUAUGGAGCCAUAGGAAAACAGGGAGCAAUGGGCACACCGCCAUCAGGCAUGGUAGGCCAACAACCUGGAGUUGGCCUCCAGACACAGCAGGUUAUGAUGGCUCCUGGUUUACAACAGCAGCAAGUAGGAGAGGGGAUUCAACAACAGCAAGUAAUGAGAGGCCAAGUAUCAGUUCCACAUUCCCCAAUGGAUCAGGGCCGCAUUGUAACACCUACAUCUCCACGCCAACCAUUGUCCAACUCACCUGGAGAUCCCCAGCGGCACACCCAAGCAGUGGGGAUGUGUCUGCCCCCUCCUAAUCAGAGCCAGCAGCAGUCCUUAAUGGGAGUGCGGAUGCAGAGUGCGCCAUCCCAGGCAUAUUCCCCCAGAGGUACUUUUAUCCAGAGAGUUGAUUCAGGCAAAAGCCCAGGCCACCCGGCCUCUUCACCUUCUGUAUCUGACAAUAGGGUUGGAAGGGGUAGUCCAUACUGUCAAAUCAAGGCAUCUCCUCUCAGGUCACCUGAGGCCAAGAGCCCACUUGACUGCCUAGGACUGAAAAUGGAAGCGCACGCUUCAGGCAGUGAAAAAUCUUUGACAUCCUCUAUACCUCCUAAUGGGCCACAAAAAUGCGAGAAUGUUCAGAAACAGCAACUGAUUGCAGAAUGUCAUGUUUCUCACACAGAGCAUGGCUCUAAAGAAGGGACUCUGUGUAAGAAGAUCUUACAGAACAUUAAGCAGGAACCAAGGGAGGUUCAUUGUGACAGUGAGGGUGAGGCACGUUCUGGGGCUGUAAAGAGAGAAGCCACAGGUGAGCUAGUUGGUUCUGCAAAUGACAAUAAUGUUAUUAAAGCCACAAACUCUCAAUGUGCUAGAUCUGAGACUGGACAGCAGCUACUUCAGAAACUUCUAAGAACCAAAAACCUUCAGCUUGGUGCUCAGAGGCCCCCUGAAGGUAUACAUAAUGAGAUUAAUGGUCAUAUCAACAACAAACUAGCCAUGCUGGAGCAAAAACUUCAAGGGACCCCACAAAAUAUGGAGGAUUUACAGUCUAUUACAAAAAAGGUUCCAGCACCAAAGCCAAAGCGCACUAAUAAGCCAGCUGCAGAACGAGGUUCAAACUCACGGAAGAAGAAUAAGAAGGAAGAAGUUGGCAGAAGUGCAGAAGUUCUGAUAAAACAACUAAAACAGGGUCUCUCUUUGCUCCCGCUGAUGGAACCAUCCAUAACUGCUAGCCUGGACCUGUUUUCCCCCUUUGGAAGCAGUCCAUCCAAUGGAAAAGCCAAACUCAAAGGAUCCUUUGGAAAUGCAGUACUGGACAACAUCCCAGACUACUAUUCUCAGUUACUUACUAAGAGUAACCUCAGCAACCCACCAACACCUCCAUCCUCCCUGCCACCUACACCUCCACCUUCAGUACAGCAUAAAAUUCUCAAUGGUGUGACAGCUGGGGAGGAGUUGCCUGAGAGUCGGAAAGAUGCUGUUAUAGAGGAGGUGAAGAGUGUAGAUAUUCUAGCGGCUCUGCCCACUCCACCACAUAACCAUAACGAGGACAUCAGGAUGGAAAGUGAUGAUGAGGAUGCUCCAGAAAGCAUCAUUCCAGCAUCAUCCCCUGAGAGUAACCUCGGUGACGAGACAUCACGUUUCCCUCACCUCAGAGAACCCAAAGAGGAGGAGACUGAGAGAGCAAUAUCUCCCAUUAUCCCAGUCAUACCUCGCUCUGCUAUUCCAGCAUUCCCAGAAAACAAAUCAUUUGAAGCUACUGACAGCCGUAUAGUCUCCACAGCCAACAACUUGACCAUAGCCAAGAGCAAUGAGGUGUCCGUUACUUUCACAAUGUCUUCUGCUGCAGCCAAGAAAUUAAACCAUGUCAUGAUGGCCAUGGCCCAGCUGCUUAACAUUAGGAUGCCAGGCUCUUAUGAGGUGACGUUCCCACCUGACAUGGUUGGAAUGAACGGGCCUGGAAAAGGAUGUGACCAAUCAGGGGCUGUGUCUUUAAAGGACGAUGCAUCACCCAACCCAGAUGAAUGGCUGAGACAGUUAGAUGUGUCUCUACCAGGAUGUACACUGAAGAAACAAGUGGAUAUUCUGUCACUGAUCAAACAGGAAUUUCAGAGAAUGAUGAGAAACCAGUGCAGCAUUGCUACACCACCAAUGUAAAUGACUUGGAUGUGCGUCACCUUCCAAUUAUACCUGUGGAAGAAUCUCCUCCACCAUCACCAUCCCCUCCACAUCCUUCACCAUCUGCUCUGGAUCAAACUGAACCUUCCAAAAAAUCACCAUCUUCUCCCUCUAGCCC
Thalassophryne amazonica is the source of this 13202-nucleotide messenger RNA. It is a transcript of the gene kmt2d, whose product is annotated as lysine (K)-specific methyltransferase 2D. Gene Ontology annotation, cellular component: nBAF complex. The coding region runs from base 188 to 13063 and encodes 4291 amino acids. Gene Ontology annotation, biological process: nervous system development. NCBI's taxonomy places the organism in Eukaryota, Metazoa, Chordata, Actinopteri, Batrachoidiformes, Batrachoididae. The transcript has 49 exons. The record is from RefSeq and is a predicted model, not a curated record.